Exophiala xenobiotica is the source of this 849-nucleotide messenger RNA. RefSeq lists its product as uncharacterized. NCBI's taxonomy places the organism in Eukaryota, Fungi, Ascomycota, Eurotiomycetes, Chaetothyriales, Herpotrichiellaceae. The transcript has a single exon. Bases 56 to 721 code for a protein of 221 amino acids. The record is from RefSeq and is a predicted model, not a curated record.
ACUGCUACCGCUUGCCGCCCGCCCAUUCAGCCCUCUUGAACGCAGCACUAACAAUAUGGCGAACACCAAUCUCAACCUGCACCUCGAUGUUGGUCGCUAUCCUGGCCAAAUCGUUGUGUCUGCGCCUUCCAGUACCCCUGCCGGCAUCUCCCAUCAGCCACGACACCUCCUCCAGCAACAAACAAGCUGGGCGGCGUCUAUAGUUGAUGCGGCCUACAAUAGUAACGUGCCGCAACGCCACAUCCUCAACACGACAACAGGCAAUGCCACCAAUACAGAUACCCUCCCACAGCCACCGGACAUUUACAUGAAAAUCUUCGGCGGCAUUUGCGUAGGCUUCCUCUUCCUCUUCUGCCUAGUCUGGUGUCUGCAGCAGAUCUACGACUGGGGCUUUCGGCGAGGUCGCGACUCUGCAUACGAUGCAGAUCUGGAACGUGGCCGCUCCCGAGUCCGCACUUGCGACCGCAAGACAAAGCAAAAGAAAUCCGUAACCAGCGCGCCAAAUCGAGCCCCGUAUUCGCCUCAACGGCAUUACGACACGUUCAUCCCCCCGUUCAGGCCCGGAUUCGAGAGAAUGGGGAAAGUUCGCUUCGAGCGCAUGAACACGAACGCCUGUGGGGAAGCUGAAGACUGCACAGACGGUGCCAGAUGUAUGGUCUGUCUGCGAUGCAGGAGGAUGUAUGAUGGUGCGGCACCCGGGAUGGGGUUACAGCGUUACUGAGAUCACCUUGUGCGCCUUGUGUGUGUCCAGUCUCUUUGAUGACAUCGCGGGACGGAAUCAGUCAAGAUAUAUAUGGCCUUUUAGGGUCAGGAUUUAUGGAAAUGAAUACUAUUAUCAGUGAGAUAAGC